UUUCAGUCUGGCAUGGCAGACCAACCAAUGAACAUGCUGACACAAACAUCCAGUAAUGAAGAUACACACAAUGAGAACAUCCGUUGCUUAACCACUCUGGGCCAUUUUGGGUUUGACUGUUUGCCCACGCAGCUGGUGAACAAAUCCAUCCAGAAAGGAUUCUCUUUCAAUAUUCUCUGCGUGGGAGAAACUGGUAUUGGGAAAUCAACACUGAUCAACACACUGUUCAAUACUAAUCUGAAAGAGAGCAAGUCCUCCCAUUUCUAUUCAAAGGUUGGCCUUAAAGUGAAGACUUAUGAGCUUCAGGAACGAAAUAUUCCAUUGAAAUUGACUGUUGUGAAAACAGUGGGGUAUGGCGAUCAAAUAAACAAGGAAGCCAGCUACCAGCCAGUAGUUGACUACUUGGACGCUCAGUUUGAGGCGUAUCUCCAGGAGGAGCUGAAGAUUAAGCGCUCCUUGGUUGACUAUCAUGAUUCCCGUAUCCAUGUGUGCCUUUACUUCAUCGCACCUACAGGACAUUCCCUCAAGUCCCUGGACCUGCUGACGAUGAAGAACAUCGACAGAAGGGUGAACAUCAUACCACUGAUUGCCAAAGCCGACUCACUUUCCAAGAGCGACCUCCAGAGGUUCAAGAGUAACAUCAUGGGUGAGCUGGUCAGCAAUGGCAUCCAGAUAUAUCAAUUCCCGAUGGAUGAUGAAGACACUGCUCAAGUAAACGCCUCAAUAAAUGGGAUGUUACCUUUUGCAGUGGUAGGAAGUAUGGAGGAGGUGAAAGUUGGGAAAAGGAUGGUCAGAGGCCGUCAUUACCCUUGGGGAGUUUUGCAAGUGGAAAAUGAGAGUCACUGUGACUUUGUGAAGCUCCGAGAUUUGCUUCUGUGUACUAAUAUGGAAGAUUUGAAAGAUCAAACCCACACUCAGCAUUAUGAAUGCUACAGGAGCAACAGACUGCAGAAACUAGGCUUCAAUGACACGGGCCCGGACAAUCAGCCAGUGAGUUUCCAAGAGAUGUAUGAAACCAAAAGACAAGAGUUCCUUGGUCAGUGUCAGAGGGAGGAGGAAGAGCUGAAGCAGACGUUCAUGCAGCGAGUCAAGGAGAAGGAACUGACCUUCAAGGAUGCUGAAAAGGAGCUGCAGGACAAGUUUGAACAUCUGAAGAGAAUCCAACAAGAGGAGAUUCUGAAACUGGAAGAAGAGAGAAGAAAACUAGAGGAGCAAAUCAUAGAUUUUUACAAAACAAAGGCUGCCUCUGAGACAUCACAGGUUCAGGUGUGCACCAAUGUAAAAAAGGACAAAGAUCGUAAGAAAUGAUCUCUCU
Phodopus roborovskii (desert hamster) is the source of this 1315-nucleotide messenger RNA. It is a transcript of the gene Septin14, whose product is annotated as septin 14. The coding region runs from base 13 to 1308 and encodes 431 amino acids. Gene Ontology annotation, biological process: cytoskeleton-dependent cytokinesis. The transcript has 9 exons. Gene Ontology annotation, cellular component: septin complex; septin ring; microtubule cytoskeleton. NCBI's taxonomy places the organism in Eukaryota, Metazoa, Chordata, Mammalia, Rodentia, Cricetidae. Gene Ontology annotation, molecular function: GTP binding; GTPase activity; molecular adaptor activity. The record is from RefSeq and is a predicted model, not a curated record.